Phytophthora nicotianae INRA-310 is the source of this 738-nucleotide messenger RNA. RefSeq lists its product as hypothetical. Lineage: Eukaryota; Oomycota; Peronosporomycetes; Peronosporales; Peronosporaceae. The coding region runs from base 1 to 738 and encodes 245 amino acids. The transcript has 2 exons. The record is from RefSeq and is a predicted model, not a curated record.
AUGGCGUGUCCGUCGCAAGGCAAUAUUACCAUGCGCGGAAACGAUCCGAUGAGUCGCCACUGGAGUCUACGCGCUCGAAUCCAAGUCAAGGACGGUCCGUCGCAAGUCCGCCGUGAAUAUGUUGAUCACUUCAUCGAAACGCUGGACGACCGGGAUUUAGCUGAUCAUCUCGCACUUCUGAGGAUCCCCGAUGCAGACGCCCUCGAGGAGGUGUUGCGAUCUCGCCAGCGUGCGAAGGCCCGGCAGGUCAAGUCGGUAUAUGGCUCAAUCAAACCUCGCCAGAAGUAUUCCAACGCGACUGUACCUACGCGUGCAGUUAAAGCGGUCCAUGCUGCUGGAACCAGUAGCGACUCGGAGAUCGAGACGUCUGAAACCGAUGAUGACGAGGACCUGGGCCGAGUGUACAUGACUACAGCGGGGGACCACGACAAACGUCAAGAUCGAAGCCACCCGAGUCAAGAUCGACAAGAAAUCCGUGAUCAUCCAGGAGACCGACACCCAAGAUCGAAGGACUUGGGGACGGUGACCAAGCGCUGCUCGCACUGCGGAUCGAAGAAGCAUGACGAUCUUGGCUGCUUGGGACGCUUGACGUGCGGGAAAUGCGAACGCAGAGGCCACCCGACGGACCGAUGUUUUUACGUUUGCAAGGCUUGCGGGGAGAUUCAUGAAGCUGGGGAGUGUCCAAAGGAAGAAUUCUACAACCUGAUUCGUCAAUGGUUCAACCCCGACAAGCAUUGA